AUGGAUCCGCCACAGUCUAUUUCUGGUGUCCUGGACAUGGCAGAAUCGCAUCAUCAACAGACCUUCGAUAUGCCAGGCUCCGCAUUCAAACCGACAGAGGAGCCCGGCGUCGCUCCAGGGUUUCACGCUGGAUACAGCAGUGACUCGCACGCUCAGUACACUUCGCGUACCGCGGAUCUCAAUUCACUUUCCACAUAUGAAUAUCGAACCCGCGAGGACGACCAAUCUCGCUCCAAUCCAUCCCCGUCAUUGGCGCAACAGCCACACCUGCCGUCUGUACCAAGGCCAGACUCCGGGUUAUCUUCUGGACCUGAGCAGCGCCAUGGUAUCUCGCAAGUUUCCCAGGAAGUCGGACAGAAACAGCCAUCCCAGCCAACAAAGAACAGUGUUGUAAUCAAGGUUGGAAUGGUCGGUGAUGCCCAGAUUGGCAAGACAAGCUUGAUGGUGAAGUAUGUCGAGGGCAGUUGGGACGAAGAUUACAUCCAAACACUAGGGGUCAAUUUUAUGGAAAAGACCAUCUCCAUCAGGAAUACGGAAAUCACCUUCUCCAUCUGGGAUCUUGGCGGCCAGCGCGAGUUUGUCAACAUGCUUCCGCUCGUGUGUAACGAUGCCGUUGCUAUUCUGUUCAUGUUCGAUCUCACACGCAAGAGCACAUUAAACUCGAUCAAAGAGUGGUACCGCCAGGGUCGUGGUUUCAACAAGACAGCAAUUCCUUUCCUUGUUGGUACAAAAUACGACCAUUUCGUGAACUUCCCUCGAGAAGACCAGGAGGAGAUCUCUAUUCAGGCCAAGCGAUUCGCCAAGGCGAUGAAAGCGAGUUUGAUUUUCAGCAGCACCAGUCACAGCAUCAAUGUACAAAAGAUAUUCAAAAUCGUCCUUGCCAAAGCUUUCGACCUGAAAUGCACCAUCCCCGAGAUCGAAAACGUUGGCGAGCCCUUGCUACUAUACAAGAAUGUUUGA
Molecule: messenger RNA, 960 nt
Organism: Aspergillus clavatus NRRL 1
Lineage: Eukaryota; Fungi; Ascomycota; Eurotiomycetes; Eurotiales; Aspergillaceae
Product: Spg1/Tem1 GTP-binding protein
Exons: 4
Coding region: 1-960 (319 amino acids)
Biological process (GO): regulation of exit from mitosis
Cellular component (GO): spindle pole body
Molecular function (GO): GTPase activity; GTP binding
Source: RefSeq, a predicted model, not a curated record